CGCGGUCUUGAUGAACUGUUGAGGAGUGAGCGUCUGGAAGGGAGAGCAGGAAGAGGGAAGACAAGAAAUCAGGAAUAAAGGAGACACAGAGCAGAAGAAGAAGAAGAAGAAGUAAACAACAACAACCACAACAACAAGUAAACAGGAGAAGGAGAAGAAGAAGAAGAAGAGGAAGAGAAGGAUGGAUGGAAGCAGCUCGGCAGGAAAUCCCAGCGCUGCCUCGUCUGACCCACUUCCUGCCCACGCUAACAAGGAGACGCUUCCACCGACUGAUUGGAUCUCAGCUUCUGAGGAGGACGAUGGGCAGAGCAGAGGGUCCGAUGGUCUGCCUGGGUCCCAGAAACACCAGAGUGCUGCAGAGAAAGACCAGAAACAAGAUGAUUCUCCAACCAAACCAGAUCAACUAAAAUCUGAAAAUAGGAUUCCAAAAAACAAACUUAAUGCAGAUCAACCAGAACCCUCUCUAGCUGAGCCAGAUCAAACAAAACUAGAUCCUCUUCCUCCAGAGCAACAAAAAAUGGAAGAAACUAAAGAUUCUCCUCCUCCAGAAGAUCCACCAAAACCGGAUCAAACUUCUCCAACCGAACCAGAUCAAAAGAAUCUAAGAACUGCAAGACCUGAACAAAAACCAGAUUCUCAGGAACACAGAAUCCAGGAAGAUCUCACAAACCAGAAACCUGAAGAAGACCCUCCUCCUCCUCCUCACCUGAACACCCAGCAAGCUCCUCCUCCUCCUGCAGACCAGCAGUCUCCUCCUCAGGUUCUUCCGUCGAUAGUCCGUCCAACUGAAGCUCCAACCCUGGGUCCACCGCUCCAGGCUCCGCCCCUCACCAUUGAGGCGUUCUGUGACCAGGUACAGCCCCACCCUCCGGUUUCUUCUACAGGUGAGCCCAAACUGUGUGGCUUCCUACAGAAGCAGGGGGGGCCCCUGAGGGCCUGGAAACAGCGCUGGUUCACCUAUGAGGAGAAGAAGAACCAGCUGUUCUACUACCGCACGCCACAAGAUGUGACGCCACUCGGCCGGGUGGAGCUCUGCAGCGCCACCUUCACCUACCCACUGAAGGCCGAGAGUGGCACCUUCCACAUCAAGACGCCUGAACGCACCUUCAUCCUCAAGGCGGUGACUCAGGAGCUGAUGAUCUAUUGGCUGCAGCAGCUUCAGGUGAAACGCUGGCAGCACAGACAGACCUGUCCUGACCCAACAAACAACAACAACACUACAGACGACUUCCUGCCGGUGUUGAAGAGCCCGCUGGGUUUGGUGGGGCAGGAGGCGGCAAACGUAUCAUCACAGCGAUCGCCGCUCGCCAACAUGUCGAUCAAACAUCCGCUCAUCGAGAUCCAAAACUCUGUCCACAGUCUUCGUAAGAGAUCGUCUCAGGAGUGGAGUCAGAGUGUGUUUCAUGUAGAAGCUCCACAGUGGAUUCCCCCGAACUCUGCAGACUCCAACAACACUACAGUCCCUCCAGCAUCGAGCAUUGAGCCUCCGACCCCGCCACCUCCCAUCCCAUUGGCUGAGCCAGCAGGUCAGGUAUCCCCUGCGGAGGGCAGGGUGUCACCCUCGCUGUUUGACAGCCGGAACAGGAAGACAAAGAAUCGUGGCUCAUCCACGAUGCAGGCCCUCCGCAGAGACACUCUGUCCUCAGACCGGACGUCUCGCCUUCAGCAGGAGAAACAGAUGCUGAUGGAGGAGGUCAAAGCUCAGAAGGAGCUGGUGUGGAUCCUCCACAAAGCUUUGGAGGCUUCUCAGCUGGAGAAGCGAACCUGUGCAGAGUUUCUGGCAGAGACAGGCGAGCAGGAGCGCCUGGAGCUACUGCGACACCGCGAGCGGCAGGCAGCCGAACUGCGAGGCCGGCUGGAGGAGGCGAAAGCGGAGGUGGAGGCCGCAAGGAAGAUUCUGACUCAGAAAGAUGCUCAGCUGGCCGAGCUGCAGGAGAACAUCAGGAUGCUGACGGAGAAGAACAACGCCAAGCAGGAGGUGAUCAUAAAGCUGUCUGAUCAGGUGACCACCUGUAUGUCCGACCCAUGUCGAUCCGUCUCGUCGUCUGGCAGCAGUUUGGACUCUCAGACCUUCAGACAGCUUCAGCAGGAGAUCGAGAACCUGAAGGACGACAUCGAGGCAUAUAAGACCCAGAACAAGUUCCUGAACUCUGAGAUCUACCAGUUGACCAAACUCUGGAGGAACAGCUCUGAGCAGGAGAAGAGUCUGAUGGUGAAGUGUGCCUACCUGGAGGCCAGUAACUGUCAGGCAGAGAGCCGUUACCUGGGUGUCCUGCGGCAGCUGCAGGAGACCAAAUCUCUGGAUCCGGUCCAGCGCGAUGUCGUCCAGAAGAUGAUCGGAGACGCUCUGAAAGGAGAGCUGAAGAGCGUCCUCAAGCUCAACGUGGCCAGGGAUCACGAUGAGUACGGCUUUAAAAUCAUCCCGGACUACGAGGUGGAGGACAUGAAGCUCCUGGCAAAGAUUCAGGCGCUGGAGAUCCGAUCCCACAACCUGCUGCACCAGGAGGGUGUAGAGCGCCCCCUGUUGAGUCGCUGGGCUCAGUAUCUCGCCGGCAGGUCGCAUGAUGACCUCUGCCCCUCGCCAGAGCUCAAAGGUCUGCUGCGAAGUGGUAUCCCUCGGGAGUACCGACAGCGGGUGUGGAGCUGGGUGGUCCAAACCAGAACCAGGACAAUCAGAGAGCAUCACCCACAGCGCUACCAGCAGCUGUGUGAGAAGAGUCGGACAUCUCCUCAUCCAGCCUCCAGACAGAUCCAGCUGGACCUCCACCGUACCCUGACAACCAAUCAGAACUUCUCCUCACCCUCUAGCCCUGCCCUCCAGCAGCUCCGCCGCAUCCUAUUGGCCUUCUCCUGGCAGAACCCUGCCAUUGGCUACUGCCAGGGACUCAACAGGGUGGCGGCCAUUGCUCUACUGGUCCUUCAGAGUGAAGAAGAUGCCUUCUGGUGUCUGGUGGCCGUGGUGGAAGCCAUCAUGCCUCGGGACUACUACACCAAGAACCUGAUAGCCUCUCAGGCGGACCAGCGGGUGCUGAAGGACUUCCUAGCAGAGAAGCUUCCCCGGCUGGCGGCUCACUUUGAGGAUCACAGCAUCGACGUGUCUCUGAUCACGUUCAACUGGUUCCUGGUGGUUUUUGUGGAGAGUCUGCCCAGCGACAUCCUGCUGCCGCUGUGGGACGCCUUCCUAUACGAGGGCACCAAGGUGAUCUUCAGGUACGCUCUGGCUCUCUUCAAAUACAAAGAGGAUGACAUUCUGAAGAUCCACGACAGCGUGGAGAUCUACCAGUACCUGCGCUUCUUCACCAAGACCAUCUCUGACGGCAGGAAGCUGACCAGCAUCGCCUUCAGCGACAUGAACCCUUUCCCCGGCCGGCUUCUGAGGAACCGGCGAGCACUUCACCUGGAACGCCUGCAGGGGGAGCUGCGAGAGCUGGAGGAGCAGCAGAGGGAGUUCGUAACGGAGAGCGCCGAACGUAAAGACAAAGAGCUUGACACCAACGUCAGCGAGGACGACGAGGAACUCUGAACUCACGCCAGUCGGCUGCUUCUUACCUCAUGAGCGUCUUGUUGCACACAAUCGACCCUGAACUCGUCACACUGCGGUCACACUGCAGAUUAUUCUCUACUCACAUAAAACCCAGACCACAAAUCUGAUCUCAACCCGCCUUUGUGCUCUGGCUUUGAACGGGGUUCCCAGGCGUCCUGGAAAACCUUGAAAUGUAUCCAAAAGCACUGUAAAAACCAGAUAAGUUCAUUUAACUCAAACUAUUGUUGUAACUGAUUUGUAAGACUUUGUUACUCAAAAUCUUCAAUGUAAUCCGUUUCAACCUAUUGAUUGUGAGCCGGUUAUUCUAGAAAAACUCCUGGAAAAUGUCCUGGAAAACGAUUUCUUACAGCGAGUGGGAACCCAGUUUGAAGCAAAUUUGAGGUAGUGGCCAACCUGUGUAACUACACACAGAGUAAUGAGUUCACAUUGUAAACAUUGUGUUCAUUUGAACCUUGAUGAAAUGAUUCGUUUCACUGUCAGAAUUUGAGCCAUUCGGUCCGAUAACAUUUAUAAAGUCUAGAAUAGACACACGAUUAAAUCUUUUUAUCCACAUUCAAGUUAGCAGCGGGCUAAACAGGAAGUUCAGAAGUUAUCAGAAUUCAUCAGCGUAAUUUCUUGACAGCAGGACAGUGUUAAGAGUUAUGUGCCCUCAUUAAAGCAAUAUUUAUUCUCUUUAACAUUAUCUUAACCACAAAAUCAUUUAUUUUUGAAUUAAUAAAGUAAAGUUUUAUUUCUCACAGAGCACUACGUACGGUUGGUACCGAGCAGGAAGAGUUCUUACAUUACUGAAAGAUUACUUAACUAUAAGUAAAAUUACUCGUGUUAAAAGAAACUACUCAGAGUUUGAGUUCAUGUUUAAUGUACUGCAGACGUCACUACUCACAGUAACUUCUGGGUCACAACGAAAUCCACAUCCAACUGAGAAAACACGUAUUUUAAGUCCCGAUUUCCAUUUUUAGGCAAAUUUAAAAAAUCAGAUAACGGGUUAGUUUUUUCCAUUUUUUAUUUUCCAUUUUAUGUUCCUGUAUUUCAAAACUCAACUCUAUUGACGGAGAGUUUACUGACCAUAAAGCAACAAUUUAGUGAGCGAGUGACUCGUUAAAUGCAAUUCAGUUUUGAACAGUCAAUAAGCUAACAAGCUAACAAAUGAAUGAAUUGUAUUUAUGAGCAAAGUGGUAUCAUCAGCGUAAAAACAAAGUUUUUAAACUAACGGCUGAAAUAUGAACUGAUAAAGAGUUAAAAUGCAGGUGAAAUUUAACAGUUUUUUACUUUGCACUACUGGUUAAUGUUUGUUGUUUAAAUCUGUCUUUUUCUAUUAUUAUUGCACAUAAAUGUUAAGAAUUUAAAGUGUUGGAUAGGAUUUCUUUUGGAUUAUUUGUCAGCAAAAUUGUCAGCUAUAAGCAUUAUAAGUAGUCAAAAUAUAUUGAUGUUGUAAGACUUUUACGUGUUAUGUAGAACAACGACAAUAAAAUUGAGUUGAACUUGUAA
Molecule: messenger RNA, 5032 nt
Organism: Dicentrarchus labrax (European seabass)
Lineage: Eukaryota; Metazoa; Chordata; Actinopteri; Moronidae
Gene: tbc1d2
Product: TBC1 domain family, member 2
Exons: 17
Coding region: 182-3523 (1113 amino acids)
Source: RefSeq, a predicted model, not a curated record